AUGAUCUAUAAGAAAACGACACCGCAGGUUUCGAACCCAUUGUUUCUGGCACUUUUACCUAUCGUUUUUGCGCAUGGCGAUAGCCAAGACACGGGCAAGAUGAACAUGAGAAUGGACCACGGCAGCAAUACAACACAGUCACCUAAACACCAAGGCUAUCCCAAUACUUACUUUGCCCAUCCUGAGCAUUCUGGAUUCAUUUACGCACACAUUUCUUUGAUGGUUAUUUCCUGGGUGUUCAUCCUCCCCAUCGCUGUCAUGUUCUCACUGACACGUUCUCGCUUUACAUUGCCUGCCCAACUCGUGUUCCUAGCUUCCAAUACUGUGGGAGUCUUUCUCGGCGUCGUCUACAACAGCCAUACCCCUGAUUUGUAUCCUGGUAAUGCGCACCACAAGAUUGGCUGGAUUGCGACUUGGGUUAUCUGCGCCCAGGUGCUUGUAAGUGUUGUGGGCUACAUCGCCGGUGCUUUCCCAAGCGAUGAAAGCAGCAGAGAGACACGCUAUUUGCUACCUAUACCAAGUCAAGAGGCCGAAUUGCCUUUUUGCAGCGGAUAUCAUGACGACAGUCCAAACCGCACUUUCGAUGAUACCGGACGAGGCACCGAGCCAAACAGCCCUUCUCUCCGGAGCGACUCAGUAUCGACACUCAAUGGCAUGGGAUCGCCGCCGCAGCACCCCAGUAAAGAGUACGAAGAUGACCAAGACUUGGAAGAGCUUUCAUUGUCAUCUCCUGCGCCCCAGGGGACUUUAGCCCGCCAUGUUUCCAAGGUUGCUACAUCAAGAGUCUGGAAGCACCUCGACAUUGGCCGCAAAGUGAUUGAUCGCAUCAUUCUUCCUUUCGGCUCCAUCGUGCUUGCCACUGGCAUAGCCACUUUUGGCCGCUUCUUUGAAGGAGACGGAAUAUUUAAUGGUCUGGCACAUUGGGUCAAGGGCGGUGUCUUCUUUUGGUUGGGCAUCUUCACUCUGGGACGUUGGUCUGGCAGCUUUGGUGAGCUCGGCUGGGCAUGGAAUGUCCAUCCCAAGAAAAGCCCACAGGGAUGGCGUCCUUCUGCUGAGCUCGUCGAGAGCUUCUUGGUCUUCUUCUAUGGCUCUACAAACAUCUUCAUGGAGCACCUUGGUGGUUGGGGAGGGGACUGGACCGCGCAGGAUAUGGAGCAUAUUUCUAUCACUAUUCUGUUCCUUGGAGGAGGUCUGUGUGGCAUGCUCGUCGAGUCGACUCGCAUUCGUAAUCUUCUCAACAUGAAUGUCCAAGACAUCGAGCCAAUGAAUCCACAUGCAGUUGAAGACGCAAACGAGAUCAAGGCUCCUGAUACGUACGAGUUGUCACUGAACCCCAUCCCAGCUUUGGUGAUCAUGCUGCUUGGACUCACGAUGAGCUCACACACGCAGCACACCAUGAUGUCCAACAUGGUCCACAAGCAAUGGGGAAAUUUACUCCUCGGAGCUUCGUUUGCUCGCGGUCUUACAUACAUUUUGAUGUUCCUCAAGCCGCCAACGUCCGUUCUCCCAUCACGACCGCCUACCGAGCUACUCACGGCGUUCGGACUCAUAUCUGGGGGAAUUAUCUUCAUGGCUAGCAGCACCGAUACUGUUGAUGGAAUGAUCCAUUACGGCCUUGAUGCCAUGUUUAUGUAUACCGUCACGAUGGGCCUUGUCGGAUUGUUGAUGGCCUGGACUGUCAUUGUCCUUGCCUUGAAGGGAUGGGCCAUGCGAAUCGAACGACGCUGCAUAGCGGGAUAG
Molecule: messenger RNA, 1740 nt
Organism: Fusarium pseudograminearum CS3096
Lineage: Eukaryota; Fungi; Ascomycota; Sordariomycetes; Hypocreales; Nectriaceae
Exons: 5
Coding region: 1-1740 (579 amino acids)
Source: RefSeq, a predicted model, not a curated record